Molecule: messenger RNA, 630 nt
Organism: Sparassis crispa
Lineage: Eukaryota; Fungi; Basidiomycota; Agaricomycetes; Polyporales; Sparassidaceae
Product: Mitochondrial import inner membrane translocase subunit tim23
Exons: 4
Coding region: 1-630 (209 amino acids)
Biological process (GO): protein import into mitochondrial matrix
Cellular component (GO): mitochondrial inner membrane; TIM23 mitochondrial import inner membrane translocase complex
Molecular function (GO): transmembrane protein transporter activity
Source: RefSeq, a predicted model, not a curated record
AUGGACUCUUCAGGCUCAUCGUCUCAGGACCCUACGUCUGUCCUUCGCGGUGCUACCUUCACGCGGAGCGAGGGCUCGCCAGUACCCUCUGAUGCGGUCACUGCUUCUGAUGUCCUCCUGGGCUCCUUCGAUCCUGCUAGACUCCAUCCAUUAGCUGGCCUAGAGGACAAACUGGACUAUUUGCAACUAGAAGAUGACCAAGUGAGCAAUAUGCCAGGCUCAGGUACGGCGAUACCUUCGCGAGGGUGGAGUGAUGACUUGUGCUACGGGACUGGGACAUUGUAUCUCAGUGGUCUUGCUAUGGGUGGUGUCUGGGGUUUACGUGAAGGAGCGAGGAGGCCACUAGCGGUUUCCAACGCGCGAUUGCGGGUAAACAGCAUCCUGAAUUCCGUAACGAGAAGAGGGACCUUCAUUGGAAACUCUGCUGGUGUACUCGCUCUCGCGUAUAACGGCAUCAACUCUAUUGUCGACACUUUGAGGGGCAGGCAUGAUACCGUUGGGAGUAUGGCUGCAGGAGCCCUUACUGGUGCGUUGUACAAAUCGACGGCCGGUGUACGGCCAGCUUUGGCGGCGGCGACGAUGGUGUCAGCAUGUGCCGGUAUCUGGAGCUAUGUUAAAAACCGUGUAUGA